AUGGCUACUUUGGUGGAUGAAGCCAUGGAGAGCUACGUGUAUCCCUCGUACAGCCCCUAUUCCUACCGCUACCAGCCGCCGAAGGGCAAAGGAGGGCCGGGCCCCUGGCGGCAGCGGGGCGGGUACUUCUCCGGCUACGGCGAAACGGCGGCGGCGGCCGCGGCGGCGGCGGCAGAAUAUUUCGACAACUACCAGCGCGCGCAGCUGAAGGCCAUCCUGUCGCAGGUGAACCCCAACCUGACGCCGCGUUUGCGCAAGGCCAAUACCAAGGAGGUGGGCGUCCAGGUCAACCCGCGCCAGGACGCCUCGGUGCAGUGCUCGCUCGGGCCGCGGCCGCUGUUGUUGCGCCGUCGGGUUGCCAGCGGCGAGCAAGAGCAAGGCUGCCCGGUCAGCGGCGCCGCGCGGCCCGUGCGGUUCCCGAGGACGAUCGCCGACUACUCGCCGGAGAGCGGCGCCGAGCCCGAGGAGGGGGAGAAGCCGUCCUCGGCCCCCGACGGGGCGGAAGGCUCGCCGACGAAGCCUCCGGCGGGCAGCGUGGCCGAGGAGGAGCGGGAAGGCGAGACCGGGAAAGCCGCGACGUCGCAGCCGGUUCAGGAAGAGGCCGGGCCGAGCAAGACCCGCGUGCGCUUCCAGUUCCUAGAGCAGAAGUAUGGCUAUUACCACUGCAAGGACUGUAACAUUCGAUGGGAAAGCGCCUACGUCUGGUGCGUACAGGGCACAAACAAGGUUUACUUUAGGCAGUUCUGUCGAACUUGCCAGAAAUCUUACAACCCGUACCGUGUGGAGGAUAUUACCUGCCAAAGCUGCAAGCAGACCAGAUGUACCUGUCCUGUGAAACUGCGCCACGUGGAUCCCAAGAGACCUCAUCGUCAAGAUCUUUGUGGAAGAUGCAAAGGCAAACGGCUUUCUUGUGAUAGUACGUUUAGCUUCAAAUAUAUUAUUUAA
Python bivittatus (Burmese python) is the source of this 945-nucleotide messenger RNA. Lineage: Eukaryota; Metazoa; Chordata; Lepidosauria; Squamata; Pythonidae. The record is from RefSeq and is a predicted model, not a curated record.